AUGGUCCUCUGGGGAAGAAAAUCAUCUGGAUAUUGGGGAACUGGCAAGGGGCGAUACAACCCAGGAAUUGAGAGACCAAAGAUAUCUCCAGUGCCAGCUCCACCCCUUGGGAAUAUCCUUGCAACUAUUCAGCAUGAUGAUCUUGAUGACUCUAGAGAUGAAGAUCUCAGCUCAACUCGAAUCACCGAGGCUAAAUACCUGGCUUCCUAUAACUGGCUCAAUGAAGGACAUCGGAUCAUAGUGCCAGGUGAACCCCCAAAAUGGACGCCUCUCUCCGAGCCUACUGAGCUACGACAAGACUCCGAUGAAUAUUAUCGGGAUUUGAACACUGCACGACAUCCUUCCUAUCCACUUGAGCCAAUGGUCCAAGCCAUUAUACUCGAGAAACCAGAUUUCUCUCUGCGAGAUGUGGAUAUCAUUGCUUGUGGAGCUACGAUGAACAAUUUACUGCGUUUCGCGCGUCAUCAAGAUGCGCCUUUCCGCAUGCUUGUCGAGGUCGUCGGCGACACAGUCUUCUUCGUCAGGAGACUUAAUUCGCCCACUGAAAAGAUCCCCGAAGUUUGGGGGUAUGGACAUACAUUUCCAGAUGCAUACACCACCUGGAGUCAGGAAUCUCAGGGCUCGCAGUCCCACCAGCGGAUCAUGAGUUACAAACUCGCCGGUAUGAGCUGCUUGGUGCGUUACGAGGCCGAUGGCUUCCUACCCGACCUGGUACCCAAAGACUUGGUAUCCCAAGAAGAUGAUGCCCAUGAAGAUAGCAACUCAAUCGAAGACCUUCAGUCAGCUAUGCAGGGGGCGACAAUCUCGAGUAUGGCGCCAACCACGACGGGCGCCGAAUCAAGCAAUAUCGAGAUCCUGAAGAAAGGACACCAUAUCCCGCAAUGUGGUAUUUUUGACUUGAAGACGCGAUCCAUCAAAAAGAGGGAUUUCGACAUCCUCGAGGCGGAGAUCCCUCGCCUGUGGAUCAGACAAGUUCCGAAUUUCAUUGUCGCAUACCACUUGCGAGGAACAUUCAAUGACAUUCAGGUUCAAGACGUGACUAAGGACCUGAAGGACUGGGAAGAUUCCCAGCAGCCAGCUUUGAUGAGGUUCGCCAACCUACUGCAUAUGAUUGUUGCCUUUGCUCGUAGUGCAGUGGAGGGAAGGAUUGAAAUUGAGCAUGAGGAAGGUGGAGAUGUGUUGAAUCUGAGGGAACAAGUUGGAAUAGUCAACAAGGUCUUACCACCUGCUCUUUUGGGGAAGUGGGAAGACUAG
Penicillium olsonii is the source of this 1254-nucleotide messenger RNA. The record is from the annotation of a GenBank genome assembly. Lineage: Eukaryota; Fungi; Ascomycota; Eurotiomycetes; Eurotiales; Aspergillaceae.